UGGCGUCUGCGAGGGACAUGAGAGGGCGUGCUCCUCUAGCUUCCAGGGCCUCCUCUUCUGCGAUCUCAAAUCUCACUGAACAAUUACAGGGCCAGUCAAAACCAAAGAGACAAAACCCCUCAGAAGCGAAAUCAAAGGUAUCACCUGGUCAGAAGAAAUCCACUAAAGCUGAAGCUUUUUCAAGAGGUAAACCCUCGUUAAACCCUCCUCUGCCAAAUCCCCAUUUGUUUCCCACUCCAAACAGCCCCAUUUCACUUAAUAAGCACAAACCCCAAUUUGGGUUGAUUGAUCAUCAGUACCUUUCUGAGAUUCUGUCCAGAAAAGACUGGUUUUUACUGCUAAAUCACGAGCUCAGAGCGAAGAGAAUAGCUUUGAAUCCUCAAGUUGUUGUGAGCGUCCUGCAGAAUCAAGAAAACCCAUUAUACUCUCUAAAUUUUUAUAUCUGGGUUUCGAAUAUCGACCCUUCGUUGGCGAGGAAUCAUUCGAUUUCGGCUGUUUUAGCUAAUACCCUUUAUCGAAAGGGUCCUGUUGUAUUAUCCGUGGAGUUGCUUCAAGAUUUUAGAAGCUCCGGUUUUCGUAUUGGUGAAGACCUUAUCAGCAUUUUGAUUGGCAGUUGGGGAAGAUUAGGUUUGGCUAAGUAUUGUGUUGAAAUUUUUGGGCAGAUUUCAUUUUUGGGUCUUAGUCCGAGCACCAGGUUGUAUAAUGCUGUCAUUAAUGCAUUAGUGAAAUCUAAUGCCCUUGAUUUGGCAUACUUGAAGUUCCAACAGAUGUCUGCGGAUAAUUGCAAACCUGAUAGAUUUACAUAUAAUUUCCUCAUUCAUGGAGUUUGCAAGAUCGGCGUGGUCGAUGAGGCGCUUCGGUUAGUCAAACAGAUGAAAUGCUCAGGAUAUUCACCAAAUGUGUUUACUUAUACCAUUCUAAUUGAUGGAUUUUGCAAUGCGAAGAGGGUAGAUGAAGCUUUUAGUGUUUUAGAGAUGAUGAAAGAUAAAAAUGUGAUUCCAAGUGAAGCUACAUUUAGAUCGUUGGUUCAUGGGAUCUUUCGUUGUACAGCCCCAUUCAAAGCAUUUGAAUUGUUAUCAAAAUAUGUGGAAAGGGGGUCCCUUUUGCCUAAACCAGCUUGUGAUACUAUAUUGUUUUGCUUGGCAAAUAAUUCUAUGGCGAGAGAGGCGGCCAUGUUUUUGAGGAAAACUUGGGAAAAGGGUUAUUUUCCUGAUAGUUCAACAUUUAACAUAACAAUGACGUGCUUGAUAAAAGGAUUGGAUCUAAGGGAGACGUGUAAGAUAUUAGAUACUGCUAUUAAGCAAGGUUUGAAGCCAGCUUUUAAUACCUAUAUCAUCCUCAUUGAAGCUUUGUACAGAGCAGGAAGACAUGAAGAAGGGAAUUACUAUUUAAAUAUUAUUUCCCAGAAUGGAUUUUUAUCGAAUACUUUUUCAUAUAACAUGGUAAUUGAUUGCUUUUGCAAAGCCAAAAUGAUGGACAGAGCAUCAGAGGCUUUCUGGGGUAUGCUGCAAAGAGGUAUUGCUCCUAACCUCGUUACUUUUAAUACCCUUAUAAGUGGUUAUUGCAAAGAUGGACUGUUAGGUAAGGUGCGAGAACUAUUACAGAUGCUCUUGGAGCAUGGAUUGAAACCUGAUAUCUUCACCUUCAGUUCAACAAUUGAUGGUCUUUGUCGGGUGCACCAUAUUGAGGAUGCUUUUGGUUGUUUCAAUGAAAUGGUAGAGUGGGGUGUCAAACCCAAUGCCGUCACUUACAAUAUCUUAAUCCGGUCGUUGUGUGUUGUUGGGGAUGUUGCAAAAUCAAUGAAACUUUUAAGAAGGAUGCAAGCUGAUGGAAUAAGCCCAGAUCUGUACUCUUUCAAUGCUGUUAUCCAAAGCUACUGUAAAAUGAAUAAGGUUGAAAAAGCACAAAAGCUCUUUAUUUCCAUGUUGGCGCUGGAUUUGAAUCCUGACAAUUAUACAUAUAAUGCUUUUAUCAAGGCAUUGUGUGAAUCGGGGAGAGUUGAUGAAGCCAAAGAGAUUUUCCUGUCUAUGGAAGUGAACGGAUGUGUUCCUGAUUCUUAUACAUGUAAUUCAAUAAUAAAUGCUUUAGUCCAAUCCGGCCUCCCAAAAGAAGCCCAGGAUUUGUUAAGGAAAUGUGAAGGAAGAGGGUUUUUUUAAAUUCGAUCUCUUGUUUGUAGAAUAGGCUGUGGUCACAUUGCCGUCAGUAGUUCAUGAACUCAAACUUGGUUUUUUGGAACUCUUGGCUUUGAAGACAGACGCUGCCGUUAAGCACUGGGCUGCUGUUUAACCUACUCAAUUUAGGAAUCAAGUAGGUCACAGGUGUGUAGUAUAACUUGCCAUACGUCUUCCAUUUAUUUCCUCACUGUUCUCACAACAUGAAACAUGUCCAAUGCUCGCAAAGGCUUUCUAUAAGUUGAUGUUGGAUUUUUUUUCCUCUCUUCUUGUCAACCCUUUUGCCUUUGGUGAAUGAACUGAGAUUUUGCAUUGUUGUUCA
Molecule: messenger RNA, 2493 nt
Organism: Malania oleifera
Lineage: Eukaryota; Viridiplantae; Streptophyta; Magnoliopsida; Santalales; Ximeniaceae
Product: putative pentatricopeptide repeat-containing protein At3g16890, mitochondrial
Exons: 1
Coding region: 18-2156 (712 amino acids)
Molecular function (GO): protein binding
Source: RefSeq, a predicted model, not a curated record